Messenger RNA from Thermothielavioides terrestris NRRL 8126, 1067 nucleotides. RefSeq lists its product as uncharacterized. NCBI's taxonomy places the organism in Eukaryota, Fungi, Ascomycota, Sordariomycetes, Sordariales, Chaetomiaceae. The record is from RefSeq and is a predicted model, not a curated record. The coding region runs from base 419 to 829 and encodes 136 amino acids. The transcript has 2 exons.
AUCAAUCCCUAGUCCAGCCAACCCUGGGGGAAAGCCCAGAAUCUUGACGCAGAGCGAGGACAGCAAAUCCUCCCUUGGGAUGACGCUCUUUGUCUGCUGACGGUGCGGGGUCGACCGGGUUGUUGUGGUGCCGUUUGUCGCACCUGGCCAGCGAUCUCCGCCAGUGGCGUUACUCGCGAGGGGUGCUUCUCCAACCCAGGGGAUCAGGAUGACGACACUGACGCGACUCAUCAAAGGGGGGGCCGAUGGGCCGCCACCGAACAUUAAAACGGGGCCACCUCACAAACAACGCUUCUUUCACUGUUGUACUCCCCGCUCGCCCAAGUUUCCAUCACUCGAGACUUGCACUCGCGCUGCUUCGAAGUAACUAUCAUCCCGUUUUGUAAACUGUCCAAACUGAGGACCGCUCUAUUCCACCAUGGAGGGAGCACACACCCAGAAAGGCCCCAAGAAGAUGAGCCACCCGCACCACCCGCACCACGUCGUGCCCAAGCACGAGUCGGGCUACACCGACGAAGCGGCCGAGGAGUGCCACGACCUCAUCGACAAGGCCGAGGAGGACGCGCAUCUCCACGACCCCAACUCGAUGUACUCGAUCACGGACAAGCCCGAGCCGGUGCAUAGGAUGAAGGGCGGCCUCGAGAGCGCAGGCGCAGGCGCGGGCGCAGGCGUGGGCGCCGCCGGUGCCGGCACUGGCACCGGCGCCGGCACGAGCGCCGAAACUCCCCGCAGCACGGCCGAGAAGAUGCAGGAGACGGGAAAGCACAUCAAGAGCACAAUUGGAGAGAAGGUGGAGCACAUGAAGGAGAAGAUGGGCAUGAAGAAAUGAGGACGCCUGCUGUUCUGCUCAGCUAGUUGGGAGUGGCAUGCUCUAUCCUCGAUGACAAUUAGUAGCAAAAUGAGUAAAUGGGAUGUGUACUAAGUGAAUUCUUGUUACCUACCUGGUUUGAGAUGUCGUAAGACUUCCACUUGAAUAGCCAGGGCAAAGUUGGAUUGUGUGGUGAGCGACUCAUUUACAAGGGCGGUGAUAGAAGACCGGGGGCGGUAAUCUCGGUCUUUGAUCCCAG